Fusarium pseudograminearum CS3096 is the source of this 1497-nucleotide messenger RNA. RefSeq lists its product as uncharacterized. The transcript has 4 exons. The record is from RefSeq and is a predicted model, not a curated record. Gene Ontology annotation, biological process: transmembrane transport. Bases 1 to 1497 code for a protein of 498 amino acids. Gene Ontology annotation, molecular function: transmembrane transporter activity. Lineage: Eukaryota; Fungi; Ascomycota; Sordariomycetes; Hypocreales; Nectriaceae. Gene Ontology annotation, cellular component: membrane.
AUGGCAGAGUCUGAGACUCGUCGGUCCUCUCAGGAUCUUAGUGAUCAACCUACAGAGAUUGUUCAUCAGAAUGUAUCAUCCAAAGAGUUAAUCGAGGUUGGUUGGGAUGGCGAUAACGAUCCCAUGUGUCCGAGGAGCAUGUCGGUAAUGCGAAAAUGGGUUAUUGUUUCUAUCGCCUGCGUCGGUGCUCUUUGCGUAACAUGCGCCAGUUCAAUUUAUACAUCGACAUAUGAACAAAUGAACAAGGAGUUCGGCUGCUCUCAAAUCGUCGCCACCCUCGGUCUCUCAUCUUUCGUCCUAGGAAUCGCCCUUGGCCCCGUUGUAACCAGUCCUCUAAGCGAAAACUACGGUCGACGACCCAUCUACCUAGUAUCAUGGACCUUGUUCAUCAUCUGGACGAUCCCUUCAGCUGUCGCGCCCAACAUCCAGACCAUGGUCAUCUCACGCUUCUUUGCAGGAUUUGCUGGAAGUUCUUUUCUCACUGUUGCAGGCGGCACAGCAGGAGAUCUCUUCGUGAGGGACGAGAUCCAGAAACCUAUGAGUAUGGUCUCUCUCGUGCCCUUUAUCGGACCAUCUCUUGGACCAUUGCUUGGAGGCUUUAUCAACUAUAAUGUCUACUGGCGCUGGACGUAUUACGUUAUGCUUAUCUGGGCGGCUGUACUCAUGGUUACCAUUGUUUUCUUUGCGCCUGAGACUUAUCAUCCUAUUCUACUACGUGAGAAAGCAAGAAAACUUCGCAAAGAAACUGGCAACGACGCCUACCGCGCUCCAAUGGAAGACACUAUCAAACCCUUCCUCGAAACCCUCAAGAUCGCCAUCCUACGACCAUUCCAGAUAAUAUUCCUUGAGCCCAUGUGUCUCUGUCUCGAUUUGUACUCAGCCCUUGUCCUCGGCAUUCUCUACCUCUUCUUCGGCGCCAUCCCUCUCGUCUUUCGCACCAAUCAUGGCAUGAACCUCUGGCAGAUCGGCCUGACUUUCUUGGGUAUUCUCUGUGGACUCCUCAUUGCGUCAGCUACAACACCAAUCUGGUCUAAACUUCGAACUAAAUUAUUGGAAAAACGGGAGAAGGAGACGGGUAUUGCUAUCAGCGAGCCAGAGGAUUUACUGCUUCCAACUAUCCUUGGCGCUGUGCUUAUCCCCAUCGGUCUGUUUUGGUUUGGUUGGACAACGUAUGCCAGCGUUCAUUGGAUUGUGCCCAUUAUUGGUUCUGGCGUGUUUGGAUGCGGCCUACUCCUUGCUUACACCGGCAUCUUUACGUUCUUAGUAGACGCCUAUCCCAAAUACGCGGCGUCCGCAAUGGCAGGCAACAGUUUUGUCCGCUGCUCAUUCGCUGCGGCAUUUCCUCUUUUUGGUAUCCAGAUGUAUGAGAAGCUUGGUUUCCAGUGGGCAUCUAGUCUACUUGCGUUUUUGAUGGUCGCCAUGGCGCCGUUCCCUUGGCUUUUCUUCAAAUAUGGAAAACGGCUGAGAGCCAAAAGCAGAUUUGCUAUGUAUGCAUAG